AUGAUGCUACAGACCAGAAGCGUAAGGACAGGCACACCCAAGAAGUCAGUGACUACCACAUUACCAGAGACCAGCGGCGUUCCCAACUUCAGUCCGCCGCUGUCCGCCCGAUCCCGUCUUCCCAGCCCCUGUGUCUCUCUCAGGCACAAACUACCACCCCUGAGUGCGGACGGAGCCGGAGCCGGAGCUCGGAACCGUGUUGUAGACUUCGACCGUGAGCCAUCUCGAGCUGAUCUAGCUCGCACCGCGCAGACUCCUUCAGCUACGCCAGUCCUGACACCAGCGGCACCAGUCCCGACACCAGUGGCACUAGCGGCAGCGGCGACACCAGCACCACCGUCACCACCAGUAGCUAGCCGGCUGAGACGUCAGAUUCCUGCAGGAGUGGCUGUCCGCCAGCUUAGACUCGUCUCUCCCAGGCGGAGACCGGAGGCGACUGUAGAGAAACCACUGCCGAGGCUGAAAACAGCCGGAGCCGCGGCUGAAGGAGCCAGUGGUUCUGCUGCCGCUUCUCCUGCCGCUGUAGCUACCGCAGCUGUUCCCGCUACUGCUACCGCAGCUGUUCCUGCUGCCUCUAACGCUGCUGUUUCAGCUAUUGUUUCUGCUGCUGUUUCUGCUGCAGUUUCUGCUGCCGACACCUCCGCAUAUCCAGCCGUCUCUUCGCAUCCCCGGCCGGCAGACCGCAACUCUUCAACCAUGGAACAGACGGAGGACGCCAACUUCAACCCGGUGGUGGUACGUCGCAACGUAUCGAGCUCAGCGGUCCUCUCCCCGUCCCAGCGCCGGAGGCAGAGCACCGGAUCCCCACAGAGGCGACCCAACAGCACCUGCAGUCCCGUGCUCUCCGCCAGACCACGGAGCACCCUUCUGAACGACAACCAGCGGCCGACGCCUGGUCUGCCGCACGGGGCAGGCGCUGAGCCGGGGAUGUCAGACCUGACGGGCGGAGGGCAGACGGUCGGGAGGGGUGGCAGCUCGGAUGGUACGGAGGAGAUCAUGUUGGACGAAAAUGUGAACCCGGCGGCGGUGAGGAAGACACGGGGGAAGGCGCUCAUCAUACGGAGGGGAGCUUCCAUCUCAUCGCCGCCUCCGAGAGCCACCCAUGCGUCACCAGCGGGGAAAUCGGCAUUCAGAGAUUCAGAAGCUGGACCGGAGGUGGCGCUGCUAUCGGAGGACCUCUUCGGCCCGGCUGCGGCGUCUGCACCUACAACAAACAGUAAGACCUGAUUUGUGUUGACCUGU
Molecule: messenger RNA, 1242 nt
Organism: Amphibalanus amphitrite
Lineage: Eukaryota; Metazoa; Arthropoda; Thecostraca; Balanomorpha; Balanidae
Product: proline-rich protein 18-like
Exons: 3
Coding region: 1-1227 (408 amino acids)
Source: RefSeq, a predicted model, not a curated record